Cokeromyces recurvatus is the source of this 1029-nucleotide messenger RNA. RefSeq lists its product as uncharacterized. The record is from RefSeq and is a predicted model, not a curated record. Lineage: Eukaryota; Fungi; Mucoromycota; Mucoromycetes; Mucorales; Mucoraceae. The transcript is spliced from 2 exons. The coding region runs from base 1 to 1029 and encodes 342 amino acids. Gene Ontology annotation, molecular function: protein binding.
AUGAGCUCAUCACCUCUAUUUCGACAUUAUGCCACGACUACAGCACGAGCUCAAACACCAGCACAAGUGAUUCGAAUUCCAUCUUUACCUGUCAUUCUCAUCAGUACAGGGCUUGUUUGUUUAGGACUUGGACUUUAUGAAUACUAUACAUCCGAUAUUCAAAAAUUCCCAGCCGCUGUUCGACAAGCACUUCGUAAAGGGCUUUAUUACGAACAACACAGCAAGGAUGACAAGUUGGCACUCAAAUAUUUUAAAGAGGCACUUCAGUUAGCACUUGCAUCACCAGAACUCGAACGAAAUGGGGCACCCUUGACGGGAAUUAUGAUUCAACUGGGUAGUUUACAAGAACGGAUGGGUCAAUUAUCAGAAGCGAGACAGACGUUGAUCAUGGCGCUGAGACAUUUAGUAGGAACCGUGGAUCAACCCUUGUCCAUCACACAACCCCAAGCAUUCUUUAGUCGUCUAUCAUCAUUAGAACCCCUUGAACAAAAGAAGGUGAUUGGAAUAGCACAAAAGUUGGGUGAUAUUGCCCUUGCCAUGCAGCGAGAUGAAGAAGCAGAGUUAUGGUAUGUAGGGUCAGUAGAGCAUUUGUUGAAGAUAGCAUCAACAACAGGGACAAGUUAUGAAGAAGUAGAAGAUGAUAAUGAUGAUAGAUCAUCAAAGAAUAAUGGGAUGUUUGAUAAAGAGCAUAUGCCAGAUUGGUUAACCAGUACUGAUGUAGGUGCUGCCUUAGAGGCCCUGGGAGGGUUUUAUGCAUCAAGGAAUAAACCAAUAUUAGCGAUUCAUCUUUACUUGAAAGCAUUAUCAUUAAAUGAUAUAAAAUCAUGUCAAUCUGUUGUUUUAAUGAAUAAUUUGGCUGAAAGCUAUUCAAAUAUGGGACAAUAUGAAGAAGCUAAAAUGUGGGCACAAAAGGGAUUAGAUUUAGCGCAGAAUCCAAAUACAGGGAAAGUGAAUAAAGAUAAAGAACUUUGUGAUGAGACCUGUGGUAUUUUAUUGUUUAAUAUGGGCAUGUUGUUUGAGGUAAGAUAA